This is a messenger RNA of Eutrema salsugineum, 984 nucleotides long. RefSeq lists its product as uncharacterized. Bases 69 to 707 code for a protein of 212 amino acids. The record is from RefSeq and is a predicted model, not a curated record. The transcript has a single exon. NCBI's taxonomy places the organism in Eukaryota, Viridiplantae, Streptophyta, Magnoliopsida, Brassicales, Brassicaceae.
CAACCUUACAAGAUAGUACAAGCAAAAGAACGAGAAACAAAAAAAAUUCUCUCAAAGAAAAUAUUAAAAUGGAAGCUUCUGCACCAAAGAGAGGCUUAUACACAGAAAUGGAACAAAACGCUCAUGUCGCAGCCAAGAGGCUUUGGAAAAUCGUGCGGAUAGUCUUCUGCGUUCUGAAAACCGGUAUCAAAAGUAAGCUCAUGCUUGACUUAAACCUAAUGCUCAAGAGAGGCAACAAAGCCAUCACUAACCUCCGUCGCCGCCGAUCUAACUUCACCGGCGGCAGCGCUGACGUCAGCUCCUCUCCACGCGUCCGUGGCUACGAGUUCACCUGCAGCAAUACCCCAACAAACGACCCUUUUACCUAUAUGUGCAAACGCAAACGCCGCGUCCACAGCGGUUAUGACAAGGAAGACGCGGUGGCGGAGGCCGUUAAGAAGGUUUUUGAGUUGCUAGGAGAGAAUGAUACGAAGGCCGUGGAGAUGGAGGCUGGAGAGCCUCCAUUGAUGGCGUUUCCGGCGGUGAGGCAGCUUAGAGUGACGGAUUCGCCGUUUCCGUUAGAAGACGGCGGAGAUCAUGAUCAUGUGGUGGAUAAAGCGGCGGAGGAGUUUAUAAAGAAGUUUUAUAAGAACCUUAAGUUGCAAAAGAAGAUGGCAAACUCGUUAGAGUCGCCGUACCACGAGGUCCACGACGGAUGGGUUAGGUGAUACGAAGUACAAACGUUUAGAGACCAACGCAAUUGUUUACUUUGUGGGGGUUGAAUCACAUAUGAAAAAAAUAUAACGGAAAUACUAUAAACAGAUGUAUAAAUAUGGGGGUGUAAAGGUGAUUUACAAGUUUUCUCAGAUAUAUUUCCCUUCGAGUUGUUGUAUACAUGAAUUUGACUUAUGUUUAUCUCUUUGAAAGUUUGGUAAAGACAUGGCUAUGUAAAUAAUUUCCUAUCUUAGUGAAAAUACGUAAUAUAGGCGAGUCUAUCAUAUCUAU